GGGAAGAGGAAGAGUGUGAGCAGGUACCUCAGGCUUUACUGUGUGUUCGUGUGUUAAAUUAACGAAAUACAAGAGCGGAUUCACUGAUUUAAAAUGUAAUAUUACUGAAAAGACCCCUCCACCACCCUCAGUAUAGCAGAUUGUAAGGAUGGAAUUUGCGGAGUUGAUAAAGACCCCACGGGUGGAUAAUGUUGUCCUGCAUCGGCCCUUCAUGCCAAGGGUGGAGGGGACACUCUGUUUAACUGGCCACCACCUCAUCCUCUCCUCUCGUCAGGACAGCAACGAGGAGCUGUGGCUGCUGCACUCCAACAUCGACUCCAUCGAGAAGAGGUUUGUGGGCUCAUUGGGAACAGUUAUUGUAAAAUGUAAAGACCUGAGGAUAAUUCAGCUGGAUAUUCCUGGCAUGGAGGAGUGUUUAAACAUUGCAAGUUCUAUUGAAGCACUAUCUACUCUGGAUUCAGUCACCCUCAUGUACCCGUUCUUCUAUCGGCCCAUGUUUGAGGUGAUUGAGGAUGGAUGGAAUACCUUCCUUCCUGAACAAUCAUUUAAGCAAAUUGAAUCAUCGACUGACGAGUGGAGAUUGAGCUAUGUGAAUAAGGACUUCAGUGUCUGCCCCUCCUACCCCCCUGUUCUGGCCGUACCCAAGUCCAUCGACGACGAGACAAUCCGGAAAGUCGCCACCUUCAGACAUGCUGGCCGCUUCCCUGUUCUCAGCUACUACCACAAGAAGAACGGCAUGGUCAUGAUGCGGAGUGGGCAGCCUCUCACAGGCAGCAAUGGGCGGCGCUGUAAGGAGGAUGAGAAAUUGAUUAAUGCCACCCUGCGGGCAGGAAAGCGUGGCUACAUCAUCGACACCCGCUCAAUUAACGUGGCGCAGCAGGCCAAAGCCAGGGGAGGGGGCUUUGAAGUGGAGGCCCAUUACCCGCAAUGGAGGAGGAUCCACAAGACGAUUGAAAGGUCUAACAUUCUACAGGAGAGCUUGAUUAAGCUGGUAGAAGCCUGUAAUGACCAGUCUCACAAUAUGGACCGCUGGCUUAGCAAGUUGGAGGCCUCCAAUUGGCUGACCAACAUCAAGGAAAUACUCACCACAGCCUGCCUCGCUGCACAGUGCAUUGACAGGGAGGGUGCCUCGGUGCUGGUCCAUGGAACUGAGGGGACAGACUCCACACUGCAGGUGACCUCUCUGGCACAGAUCAUUCUCGAUCCAACCAGCAGGACAAUCCGCGGCUUUGAGUCUCUUGUGGAGAGAGAGUGGCUGCAGGCAGGCCACCCAUUCCAGCAGCGCUGUUCCCAGUCUGCAUACUCCAACAGCAAGCCCAAGUGGGAAGCGCCCGUUUUCCUGCUGUUCCUGGACUGUGUCUGGCAGAUCUUGCGUCAGUUCCCAUGCUCCUUCCAGUUCAAUGAGCACUUCCUCAUCCUUCUCUUUGAGCAUGCCUAUGCCUCCCAGUUCGGCACCUUUUUGGGGAACAAUGCCUUUGAGCGGAGAAAGCUGAAGUUGCCACAGAAGACGGUGUCGCUGUGGUCCUGGGUGAACCGGCCCCAGGACACUGAGAGGUUUCUAAACCCCCUGUUUGAAGCCAACAGCCUGGUGAUCUGGCCCUCCGUUUCCCCACAGAGUCUGCUGCUCUGGGAGGGUGUGUUCCUGCGCUGGAAUCGCAGUUCUAAGUGCCUGGAUGAAGCUUAUGAUGAGAUGAUCCACAUCAUUGAGCACAACAAGGAGCUGCAGAGCAAGGUGAACACACUGCGCAGGCAGCUGGCUGAACUAGAGACUGAGGAUGUGCAACUGGAGACCCCAUAAACCAUGACAGAGGUGCUGGACCAGCAGCUCUCAAUUCAUUUAAAUUACACUAGGAUCUCCCCCUUCCCCUUACAAAACACUAGAAUGACAGAGAUGCACAGGGACUUGCUUCCAGCAAGAAAGAGGUUGAGCAGCCAUUCCUCAGUCCAUGAAAUUAAAAAUGAAAACAGAAUUCAUGUUCCCCUCUCUGUUGGAAAGCAGGUUGAAUAGAUUUCUAAUUAAUUUAGAUGUAGACUGCAUUAUAAAGUCCUUGGCAAAUUAUCAUUUCCCUAGCAAUGCAGUGUACGACCUUGAGCAGGUCUCUUUCCAUGUGUCUCAUCCAGACAUCAAAUUCAGAACUAAAUAAGAAAAAAAUCUAUUAAAAAAAAUAAUGUGGGGAGAAUAUAUUCAUAGAUUUCUAAAUGAAGCUAACAGUUAAUAAAAAAUAAAAUAAACUGCCACAUUAUAGCUCUUCAUGUUGUGUACAACACUGGCUUGUGUUGUUUGUAUGGUGGGGUGGGAGGGUAUAGUUUGAUAAGUCUUGGGGUUUGAAAGUCCUCUUGCACAUGAAUCUAUUUGGCAAGAACACUGGUAGAGUGAACUAACAUAAGAAGCUGGUCAAGCUGUACUCUUUACAAAUGUUACAGAUUCAAAUAGAUUUCACUUGUUUCCGUUUAAAGGUUCAUACAUUUGGAGGCAAAGAACAAGGAUACAGAAAAGACAUUAUAGUUUCACCUUUGACUUUGGAUUCUGCAUGAACUAACAUUGUAGGAAUUGGAAAGUAGUGGCUUUACAGGCUCUAAAUGAUGAGAUGCAUUGCAGUUGGAACGAGGCGUUUUCUUGUAAGACCAGUUAUGAACACACUUUUACACAUCUGUUGAAUUCACAGCUGCCAUACGAGUACAAAAAAUCCAGAACAUGAAUUAAGGUUCUGCCCACAUUUAAAUGAUUUCAAUUGGAACGCAUUUUAAGAUGUUAUAAAAACACUCCAAUUAUUGUACAUGAGCACAAUGUGUGAGCCAGUAUCACGAAAACACUAAUUAUCGAUAUUAACAACCUGUUUUUCAACUGCCGCUAUGCUUUCAGUUGGAAUGUAAAACCGAAACAGGUCGAUGGGCUGUAAAAUCAUCCUGGGAGCAAGCAUUUAAGAUCCAAAGUUCAUCCAUUCAUUUGUGAAAGAUGUAUUCACUUUUAUUUCAGAUGACUUGACAUGAAGCUGAACUUGCAUCAUUUUGGUUCUUCCAUUUUAGAAAGCAUUACAAAAUGCUUUUUAAGAACUGUCAAAGAAAUAAAUACCCUAAAACGUCAUCAUCCUAUUAGCAUUGUGUAAUGAGAUGAUAGAGGGUAAGCCCUAAUGUUCUAAACCUGAUUCUUUUUUUUGUUUGUUUUUACUGUAUUUAUUUAUUUAUGUGUCUAACCCAACUGGACAUGUAGCCAUUCUAACCCAAUCUUCUUUUUUUAAGUAGUGAUUUAAAAGUCACUAUAUUUCAAUAAGUGAUGUUGGUGUAAUCGGGAACACUGUAGAAAAGACUCACCCGUCACAGUAUGUAAUUAAGAUUUGUGUCUUAAGAAUGUUUAAUAGAAAUGUGUUUGGGAAUGUAUAUUGAUGUUGCUGUUUUAAAAUCGUGUGUUUUCUGUUAUGUGACGUGUAACAGCACUAAAGCAUUAAAAUGUACUGUGCAAUAAAUUGUCACCAAAUGA
Acipenser ruthenus (sterlet) is the source of this 3478-nucleotide messenger RNA. It is a transcript of the gene mtmr9, whose product is annotated as myotubularin related protein 9. Gene Ontology annotation, biological process: negative regulation of autophagy. The coding region runs from base 149 to 1798 and encodes 549 amino acids. The transcript has 11 exons. Lineage: Eukaryota; Metazoa; Chordata; Actinopteri; Acipenseriformes; Acipenseridae. The record is from RefSeq and is a predicted model, not a curated record.